AUGCAUUUUGACUUGACAGAAUACGCUCAAGUGACAAAGAUGCUCGGAAAUGGUCGUCUGGAAGCAAUGUGCUUUGACGGUGAGAAGCGACUGGCUCACAUUCGAGGGAAGAUGCGGAAAAAGGUUUGGAUCAAUCAAGGAGAUAUCAUCUUAUUAUCAUUGCGAGAUUUCCAAGAUGACAAGGCAGAUGUAAUCCAGAAAUACACCACUGAUGAGGCUAGGAAUCUGAAAGCAUAUGGUGAAUUACCAGAAAAUGCAAAGAUCAACGAGACAGAUACCUUUGGGCCUGGUGAAGAUGACGAGUGUAAUUUCGAGUUUGAAGAGGUAUCCAUCGUAAUCUUCGCGGCCAUGCAUAUCCUCUGA
Molecule: messenger RNA, 363 nt
Organism: Melampsora larici-populina 98AG31
Lineage: Eukaryota; Fungi; Basidiomycota; Pucciniomycetes; Pucciniales; Melampsoraceae
Exons: 4
Coding region: 1-363 (120 amino acids)
Biological process (GO): translational initiation
Cellular component (GO): cytoplasm
Molecular function (GO): translation initiation factor activity; RNA binding
Source: RefSeq, a predicted model, not a curated record